Molecule: messenger RNA, 2531 nt
Organism: Drosophila melanogaster (fruit fly)
Lineage: Eukaryota; Metazoa; Arthropoda; Insecta; Diptera; Drosophilidae
Exons: 2
Coding region: 77-2371 (764 amino acids)
Source: RefSeq, marked reviewed
AUUUUUUUGCUUGAUCUAUGUGAAAGUCUGGUAAAAUUUCAUGUUUAGGUACAGUUUUUAAAUUAGUCUAAAUGAAAUGGCCAAAAAGUUCUGCUACUCGGAGAAAAAGACCCUAGCGCGUAUUAAAAAAAAACAGAAUCACCGUGGAGUUCCGGAUUCCCAAUUUGAGAAUGGUCAGGAUGCUGAGGAGGAGGAUGGUGAUGGCGGUAAGGCAAUGGGUCCAGAAAUGGCACCGCAGAAGUUGGGCAUUCUGAAAAACCUUGCCAACGGUUAUUUGAAGUUGGUCCACGAAAUCGAGACCCACCUCUGCCUUCCCGCGCCUCGUAUGGUCGAAGCUAAACCAGAGCGUGAGGUGGGUGGGAAAACCGAUCAAAAUACCGAAAUCGAAGAGGAAAUAUCGCAAUCUUCAGAGGAUACCACUCAUCCAGGAAUAGGCUUUGUGAAUUUGUAUAGGCGCAAUACUCAUUUUGAGUGCUUGGGAAUUCCUCUAACUUCCUUGGAGCUGUUCUCUAUGGAACGCCAAAGAAAUGCUGACACUGAAGAGCCGGCUUCAUUGAAAUCUCUUGAUGAGCGGUUGAGUAAAGAGACCGAAUGGGUUCCUGAAAGAAAUAUAUCGAAUGAAGCUGAUUACGAUCCACUCGAAAAGGUAAACAUCAUAGAAAAUACUUCUAAAUCGACAUUGAUUCCAAGAAAACCUGAUAUAAACAAAUUCAUUCAAAAAAUCAAAGGUAAAACUGUCCUAGAUCAGGAAACAGACGCAAUGCUCAACGAGGAACAUGAAAAUCAAUGUUCAACGAUUGAGCCAUACCAGGAUUUGCCCAAAUUCCAGAGUCGAUCCACCGGUUCACAUUUAAAAAAUCCAAAGUCCAUGCAAUCCUAUAAAUGCGGUAUAUUUCCAGCUAAAUAUACUACGAAAAAAAUAAAAUCAUUAUGCCCAAAAAUUCGUGAAGUCGAUAACUGCAGUGAAACGACCAAACACAGAUGUCAUAUCGAUUUUAGGAACGUUGGUGGGCCGAAAUCGUCUAGAUUUAAGAAUAAGUCCAGAAAUACCAUGAUCAAUGAAUCGAUGUUGUUUCCAUCAUCAUCUAUCUGUCCUUGUAGACCAGAAGGUGAAUCGAAACGAUGUUAUCCCGAUAAAACCAUCGCAUUACAUGGAGGCUCAGGGCCCAAGGCAGCCAUACCCUCAGCGUUGAAGACUCAUUUAUGUAGUAGUGACAGUGAGAUGUUUGGGGGUUCACACGACCCUAAUCCAGUGGAGAGCUCUUCUAUGAAAGUAUCCGGUAAUUCUACGCCAGAUAAAUUGUGUUUGAAGAAGUCUAUCAGUCCGAUUGUUAAAUCCGAUUUCGAGCCACUAGAGCCUUUGCGUUCCGACGAUAGCUUUACGGAGGCGUGGAUGAAUUCGAAUUUUAAGAGGGUACAAAACCAACAAGACCUACGGAUCGGCGGGCUUUAUCGUCGGGGCGAAAAACUAAAGUUCCAGCCCAUUGAUCGCCUAGACGCGGGCUGGGUUGGUCUACCGCUGUUCAAGGACUCGGAGGAGUCCCUGGAAAGGACACAGUACUUUGUGACCGAGUUCGAUAAGCUGAGUCACGCUGAUAAGGUGCAGGACAUAGAGUUGCGAAUGAGCCAGUUGCGGUGGCUGCACGCCACGUCGGAUCAUGAAUAUCGCCAGCACUUCCGGAAACAGAGAAUUCCCUUUAAGAAGGUCUUGACUAAUUCGGUGCAGUAUGCGUGUCCUUUAAACAACGACGAAUGUCCGGCUGUGAUGAACGACACUCUAUUGGCACACUUUGUAUCCCGGCAUUUGGAUGAGCCGGGAAAGGAGUUGCGUGAGAUUUUCGAGGGCGAACAGAUGCUAAUGAUCUUCAGUCCCAGGGCCUUCCAGCUGGCCAAGACAGAGUGCAUUUCCGUGCUGGGCUACGGGGGCGUUCGGAAUAAGCCCUGCACCCUGCCCGCCGUCAGAUUUAUGCUCACACCGAACUCAGGCUUACCAGAAGCCUACGACCAUUUCGACGGACAUUUGCCACUGCUCGUGAUGAUUUGCAGGAACCCGAUGGGCACUGUGGAGGGAAGGAAGGAGCGGUUCGAGGGUCUAGAAGACGAGGACACCCUAGCUCUGUGGAUGGUCAGCAGGGAUCUGCCAUGCCCCAUCCACGUGGCGAUGACUGUACUCAGCCGACGACUAGAUAUCACUAGGAGCUCCAUCAUGAAGGUCCGCGGUCUCCACAAAUCGCAGGAUCCUCUCGACUUCAUGUUAUCCAACAAAAACUAUAUGCGCCUUAGCAAUCACGACUUGCGCGUCCUCACCAACGAUCAUAGGGAGCCAAUAUAUCUGGAGAUUGUUGUGAAGGAAUACGUCGAUAUACCUUAACGCGUCUUUUCAGCUCAUUUCCAAGGCGUCGACUAAAUCUAUCACAUAACCCUUAGUGGUUGGGCCCAGUUUUCUAGACAUUUCAAUACUGGAGGUCUAACAUAGUUUAGAAUUUACUUUAAUCUAUUUUCGGCCAAAAUUAUAAAAUAUUUAAUCUGUU